AUGCAAGUGGAAAUGCCCUUCUUUUGUACCGAGGAGGGACGCUACUUAGCUUCCUUAAUUGCUUCCAUUCCAGCACUCGGCGAUCCGUUGAUAAAAGGUCUAACUGAAGUCGCCAGCAAGCGGCCUUCGGAUCCAAUUGCUUAUCUCGCUCAGUAUUUGUAUCAGUUUGCGAAUAAUAACAAUAGGGCACAAUCAAGAGGUCGAACUCAGGAAAGUCAAAAUAUGAUAACAGUUGGAACUCCACCAGAAGUAGAAAGUGAAGAAUUGGCUCCUCCACCAAUGCCGCACGCAAACAUCGAUGUUGUCACUCUAGAUCCCAAUGAAAACAUGCCAGAAGAAGAAUCAGCUUUUAGUCCUACUAGCCGGGACGAGCAUGGUCAAAGCAUGUUGCACUUUGCUGCCGCCCGAUCGCACGGCCGCAACGCUUUAUUCCAGCUGCUAGUGGAAACAAACAUUAAUAUCGGUUACCGAGAUGAGCUCUAUCGCACUGCUAGGGACAUCACGGUGCAAGCGGCCGUGCCGGAAAACACGCUCGAGAUUGAUAGAUACGUGUUGCAAAUUGCCACUCAAGGAGACACAGAUAAAUUAGUUGAACUUUUGUUAGAUGGUUACGAUCACAUUAUAGACAUUAUAGAUGAAGAUGGUGUACCAAUUUCUGAGGCUGCCAAUCAGGCAAAUCAACCAGACACAGUGGCAUUUUUACAUUCAAUUUUGGCGUUUGAAGAACGACGUGAGCGUGUGCAUCAUGCGAUCCGCGAAGGAAACCUAACCGACGUGCGACAAAUGCUAGCUGAUGCAAACGACACCGGUAGUGGUCGUUUACUAGCAAUCGGAAAGAACAGCUACGGUAGGUGUACUCUACACGUGGCUGUACUAUGUCAACAGGAAGAAAUCGUCGAUUAUUUGGCGAAUACAUUCCCGGAAACAUUAAGCAUUGGAGAUAACCUGGAUAGAACUGCUUUGCAUUAUGCGAUGGGUAUUGAAAAGAUUGAGUCGAUUAGUCGAGUAUUGAUUAAAUCAGGAGCAAAACGGGUCUCAAAAGACUUAAAAGGGCGUCAACCAACUUACUACUUCAUGAAUAAAUCUGAUAUAUUGCGCCUGCAGGAAGAAGAAGAAACAUUCUAG
This is a messenger RNA of Dalotia coriaria, 1125 nucleotides long. RefSeq lists its product as uncharacterized. NCBI's taxonomy places the organism in Eukaryota, Metazoa, Arthropoda, Insecta, Coleoptera, Staphylinidae. Gene Ontology annotation, molecular function: protein binding. The record is from RefSeq and is a predicted model, not a curated record. The coding region runs from base 1 to 1125 and encodes 374 amino acids. The transcript is spliced from 7 exons.